AGGUACAAUGAAAAUGUUAGUCAUUUGAAUUCGAAUUCAUGCAAUGUUGCAUGAUGUUUCGAAUAUGAAACAUGAUUUGAAUUCAUGUUUUUAACACAAGUUGUUCGUUCAUAUAUAUCAUAUAUCUCUAUGUUUUUGUACAACAUUUCGACAUGUCUAUUUCAGGAUUGCGCCAGAAGCAUAAAUGGGAACUAAGCAAGCUCACACUUACAAAACAACCUUUCAAAACAGUCAAGUUUUUUACUUUGGCGAUUCUUCAACACACAAGUAGAUCGUUUGUAUACAUUUUCACACAUGGCUGCUUGCUUAUCCUUUUGAUAGCGGCCAUAGUGGCAGUUGGAGUCUUCCUAUUGACUGAUGACGGUCCUCACAGACAGCAUGUGGAAGUGCUUCUUGAAUAUCUACGUUUUGUAUUGUGGUGGGUGGGUCUUGGCGUUGCAUCUUCUAUAGGUCUUGGAUCUGGCUUGCACACUUUUGUUCUGUAUCUGGGUCCCCACAUUGCUUUCUUCACAAUGAAGGCAAUGCAAUGCGGGCGAGUGGAUAUCAAAAGUGCACCUUAUGAUACGAUCUCACUAAACAGAAGUCCUACAUGGCUUAAAAAGGAUUGCGCAGAAUUUGGUCCCCCAUUGUUUUCAUCUCCUCAAGGUCCUGAAGUUCCGCUUAGUAGCAUUUUACCACAAGUUCAGAUUGAAUCUAUUCUCUGGGGUUUUGGAACUGCAAUUGGCGAGCUUCCACCAUAUUUUAUUUCAAGAGCAGCAAGUAUCUCGGGUGGCAAAUCAGAUGAACUAGAAGAGCUCAAUUCUUCCACAAGAGACAAUAAUAGGGCUUCUUCAAAUACAGAUAAAAUGAAGCGAUGGAUCCUGUCACAUGCACAAUAUUUGAACUUCUUCACCAUUCUACUACUUGCUUCGAUACCAAAUCCUCUAUUUGACCUUGCUGGCAUAAUGUGUGGCCAAUUUGGGAUUCCAUUUUGGGAGUUUUUUCUUGCAACAGUUCUUGGGAAGGCAAUUUUUAAAGCUCAUAUACAGACUGUAUUCGUCAUUUCACUCUGCAACAAUCAACUUCUUGACUGGAUUGAAAGUGAGUUGAUUUGGACACUUGGCUUCAUUCCCGGAGUUUCUUCUAUACUGCCUGGAAUUGUAGCUAAAGUGCAUGGACUAAAGAAUAAGUAUAUGGCAGCUAGUCCACCAGAUUCGUCAAAAGUCAAGGAAGAAUCGUGGGAUCUAUCAUUUGCUACGUUAUGGAACACAAUCAUAUGGAUGAUGCUAUUGAACUUCUUUUCCACGAUUAUAACCUCAACCGCACAGAGUUAUCUCAAAAACGAGCAGGAAAAAGAAAUGGAUUUUUUGAAAAAGAAACUAUUAACAAAUGAAUCCAAUUAGUUGAUGACUUGAUGCCAAAAGUGCAACGACAUUCUGUUUUCGAAAAUGGACACUUAAUUUAGGUCUUAGAAACAAAGUACUAAAUUCGACAUAUGUACAGAUUAUGGUACCCAUGGACAGUCAAUAAGGUGUUGCAUCCAAAGGGGUUUUUUGUGUUAAGUAAACUUUUCAU
Erigeron canadensis is the source of this 1554-nucleotide messenger RNA. RefSeq names its product vacuole membrane protein KMS1-like. The transcript is spliced from 8 exons. Lineage: Eukaryota; Viridiplantae; Streptophyta; Magnoliopsida; Asterales; Asteraceae. The coding region runs from base 153 to 1382 and encodes 409 amino acids. The record is from RefSeq and is a predicted model, not a curated record.